This is a messenger RNA of Ficedula albicollis (Collared flycatcher), 2588 nucleotides long. It is a transcript of the gene TXNRD2, whose product is annotated as thioredoxin reductase 2. Gene Ontology annotation, cellular component: cytosol; mitochondrion. NCBI's taxonomy places the organism in Eukaryota, Metazoa, Chordata, Aves, Passeriformes, Muscicapidae. Gene Ontology annotation, molecular function: glutathione-disulfide reductase (NADPH) activity; thioredoxin-disulfide reductase (NADPH) activity; flavin adenine dinucleotide binding. The coding region runs from base 1 to 1536 and encodes 511 amino acids. The transcript has 17 exons. The record is from RefSeq and is a predicted model, not a curated record. Gene Ontology annotation, biological process: cell redox homeostasis; cellular response to oxidative stress; glutathione metabolic process.
AUGGCGGCGCUGUGGCGGCGGCCGCGUCCCCCGGCAGUGUCGGGGCUGUGCCGUACGCUCCGAGCGCUCUCAGGAAAGAAUCAGUAUGAUCUCCUGGUCAUUGGCGGAGGGUCUGGAGGCCUUGCUUGUGCAAAGGAAGCUGCUCAGUUUGGAAGAAAAGUGGCUGUUCUGGAUUAUGUUGAACCUUCCCUACAAGGAACUGCAUGGGGACUUGGUGGAACUUGUGUAAAUGUUGGCUGCAUUCCUAAAAAGCUUAUGCAUCAAGCAGCCCUUUUAGGGAGUGCCCUUAAAGAUGCCCAACACUAUGGCUGGAAUAUAUCCCAACCUCUUCAUCAUACCUGGUCUAUGAUGGCGCAAGGUGUUCAGAAUUAUGUGAAAUCCUUGAAUUGGGGACACAGAGUGCAACUACAAGAAAAGAAGGUGAAAUAUUUCAACAUAAAAGGAAGUUUUUCUGAUCCACAUACAGUCCAUGGUUUAACAAAAGCAGGUAAAGAGACUGUUGUUACUGCAGAUAAUAUUGUCAUUGCUACUGGUGGAAGACCAAAAUACCCUACGCAUGUUGCAGGUGCACUGGAGUAUGGAAUCACAAGUGACGAUCUGUUCUGGUUAAAGGAAUCUCCUGGAAAAACGUUGAUUGUUGGAGCCAGCUAUGUUUCCCUUGAGUGUGCUGGUUUUCUAACAGGCAUUGGAUUGGACACUACAGUCAUGAUGAGAAGUAUCCCACUUCGUGGGUUUGAUCAGCAAAUGGCUUCUUUAGUAACUGAGCACAUGGAAUCUUAUGGCACAAAAUUUUUAAAGAGAUGUUUCCCAACUAAAGUUGAAAAAUUGAAGAGCAACAAAUUGCAAGUCACUUGGAAAAAUGCUGACCUGGGCACAGAAGAAACCGAUUCUUUCAACACCGUUAUGUGGGCAGUAGGCCGAGCCCCUGACACCAAAACUCUCAAUUUGGAGACAGUUGGAGUGAAAACUAAUUCUGAAACUGGAAAGAUUAUUGUUGAUGCCAGUGAAGCUACUUCUGUUCCUCACAUUUAUGCAAUUGGAGACAUAGCAGAGGGCCGUCCUGAAUUAACACCCACAGCAAUAGCAGCAGGAAAACUGCUGGCUCAGCGUCUCUUCGGCCAGUCUUCAGAGCUGAUGGACUAUGACAAUGUGCCUACCACAGUCUUCACUCCCCUGGAAUAUGGUUGUGUUGGCCUGUCAGAAGAAGCAGCUGUGCAGCGUCACGGGUCAGAUAAUAUUGAGGUAUACCAUGCAUAUUACAAACCUUUAGAGUUUACAGUGGCUGAAAGAGAUGCAACUCAAUGCUAUAUGAAAAUGGUGUGCUUACGAGAGGGGGAGCAACGAAUACUUGGCCUUCAUUUCAUUGGACCAAAUGCAGGCGAAGUUAUUCAAGGAUUUGCUCUUGGAAUCAAAUGUGGUGCUACGUAUCCUCAGAUGAUGAAGACAGUUGGCAUUCACCCCACCUGUGCUGAAGAAGUUACCAAGUUGCACAUUACAAAGCGUUCUGGCCUGGAUGCAACAGUCACAGGCUGCUGAGGUUAAAUACCAUCCCUGGGAAAAAGGAAAAAAAUCACAAAACAUAUUUGUAAAGAAAAGGGGCACUUAAAGUUGAAACAGCUUUAAUGGUUCAGGUUACAGGAAUCUUUCUUGUUCUCCGUGUAGAGAGCUUUUUCUCACAGCCAAAAAAUUUUCCUUGCACCAUCACAGUUCUAAAACCAAUGUAGUCCUGCUGCAACAAAUCUUUUUAAAUGCCUAAAGCUCUUCUGUUGCUAGAAGCUAGGGAAUCAUCACAGUAUUUUAUGUGUCAAUGUAACUAAAGCCCGUGACAUCUGAGGCCAUCUACAAAUGAAGCAGUUGUCAUUUGGGUUUCCCUGUUGGCACAACUGAGCUGAAGAGUCUCAGAUGCUGGCAAUCAGACAGGGCAUCCCUUAGAAGUUUGGUGGGAUGGUUUGUCCUGCAUGCUUGGAUUGCUCAUUACUGAUGCUGAUAUUGAACACUGAGACUCUGCAUUCACUAAUGGAAAGUUCCUGGAGUGCGUAACAAAGGGUAAGCAGUCAUCUUUGGGUUUUUUCCUUUAAAAUGUAAUAUGUAAAGGAAUUUAAUAGAAAAUCACCUGAAGCUGUACUGCUGCUGGAAGAAUCACAAUGGAUUAAUCAGUAGCAGCCUCAUCACAGUGUUAUGGUAAAGACUGAGAAUGAAUUAUCUCAGAGGCGCUGAAGGAAGAGUUGGAUUUUAUGGUGGCGCCUCUGCCUGCUCCUGAAAUUUUUAAUUCAGCUCAGUCCAAACUAAAUUGACACAGGUCACAAAUUACUGCUUGAAUAGUGUAUAUUAAUCUGACAAGUAAGAGUAAAACCCUCUAAUAAUCCACCUUAUGCAGCAUUUUCUGUUUUAUAGAAUGCAGAAAUAUGGGUGACACUGAAAUAUUUUCUUGGUUUGUUUUUAAGACUUUCUUACUUACGAGUUAGAGACCGUAUCUGAACUGACUAACGUCUGGCUUUAAUAAAACACAUUACUGAAGGGAACUACAUUAAGCAGUGAUCCAGAAGAGAAAUGGUCCUGCCUUGAGCAAAGAUAUAAAAUAAUCAUCU